UCAGCGAUGGAGAUGGUGGCGGCCUCGUCAGCCUAGCAGCAGGAAGAAGAUGUUUGCUUCCAGUGAAAGGACAACAUCGCCUUAUUGUAAGCUUUUAUAAGAGAGUAAACCGCCGUAGAGUUUUUCUGCUGAGCCUGCUGGGAUUUAGACACCACAUUCCCUCACCUGGAGCCGGCCUCUGUGAGUCUGAAGCAGGGCGCUGGAGAAAAUGUCCCUGUUCCAGUCGGCACUUGAUUUCCUAGCCGGGCCCGGCUCGUCCGGGGCAGCCAGUCGGGACCAGAAUGAUUUCGUCGGACAGGUCGUUGAGCUCGGUGACAUGAAACUGAGGAUCAAGAGGGUGAUCGCCGAAGGUGGUUUUGCCUUUGUGUAUGAAGCCCAGGACAUGAGCAGUGGUAAAGACUAUGCCCUCAAGAGGCUACUGUCCAACGAGGAGGAGAAGAACAAGGAAAUCAUACAGGAAGUCUGCUUCAUGAAAAAGCUGUCGGGUCAUCCCAACAUGGUUCAGUUCUGCUCUGCCGCCUCCAUCAGUAAGGAGGAGUCAGACACCGGACAAGCAGAGUUCCUGAUCCUCACAGAGUUGUGUAAAGGUCAGCUGGUGGAGUUUAUAAAGCGGGUAGAGCAGAGGGCUCCCUUGUCAUGUGACACCGUGCUGAAAAUCCUCUACCAGACGUGCCGCGCCGUGCAGCACAUGCACAAGCAGAAGCCUCCGAUCAUACACAGAGACCUCAAGAUUGAGAACCUCUUGAUUAGUAACCAGGGCACCAUCAAGCUGUGUGACUUUGGCAGCGCCACCACUGUGUCACAUUACCCCGACUACAGCUGGUCGGCACAGAAGAGGUCCAUGGUGGAGGAUGAGAUCACAAGGAACACCACUCCAGCAUACCGGACACCAGAGAUGAUCGAUCUCUACUCCAACUUCCCCAUCAAUGAGAAACAGGACAUCUGGGCCCUAGGAUGCAUCCUCUACCUGUUGUGUUUUAAGCAGCACCCAUUCGAGGAGGGGGCCAAGCUGCAGAUCGUCAACGGAAAAUACUCCAUCCCUCAGAAUGAUGUCAAGUACACUGUGUAUCACGACCUCAUACGUUCCAUGUUGAAGGUGAACCCCGAGGAACGUCUGUCCAUUACAGAGUUGGUCAACCAGCUGCAGGAGAUAGCAGCAGCACGCAAUGUCAACCCCAAGUCUCCCAUUACAGAGCUGCUGGAGCAGAACGGAGGUUUUGGCAACAACGGAGCCCAGCCGCCCAUGCAGAUCCAGAACGUCCAUAACAGUGCAGGCAUAUACGAUCCUGAUCAGGCAGGCAGCGGCCUCCUGGAUAUCUUGAGGGGAGGAACCGAGCGCUUCCUGACCAACAUAAAAGACACUUCCUCUAAGGUCAUCCAGUCAGUAGCCAGCAACCCAAGCUAUGCCAAAGGGGACCUUGAUAUUUCAUACAUCACCUCCAGAAUAGCAGUCAUGUCUUUCCCAGCAGAGGGGGUGGAGUCAGCAAUAAAGAACAACAUUGAGGACGUCCGCCUGUUCCUUGAUUCACGUCAUGCUGGCCACUAUGCUGUCUACAACCUCUCCAGACGAUCCUACAGGCCUUCUCGGUUCCACAACAGGGUUUCAGAGUGUAACUGGCAGGUGCGCCGUGCUCCCAACCUCCGCAGUCUCUACAGUGUCUGUAAGAACAUGCAUCUAUGGCUCAAGCAAGACCAGAGGAACAUCUGUAUAGUACACUGUCUGGAUGGCAGAGCAGCGUCAGCGGUGGCAGUUUGCUCUUUCCUGUGCUUCUGUCGCCUUUUCACCACAGCUGAGGCAGCUGUCUACAUGUUCUCAAUGAAACGCUGCCCACCUGGCAUAGCACCUUCACACAAGAGGUAUAUAGAGUAUAUGUGUGACAUGAUGGCAGAGGAGCCCAUCAUCCCCCACUGCAAGCCCAUAAUAAUUCGCUCCAUCAUCAUGACACCCGUGCCGCUGUUCAACAAGCAGCGUAAUGGAUGCAGGCCAUUUUGCGAAGUUUAUGUAGGAGACGAGAGAGUCCUCACCACGUCACAGGAGUACGACAAGAUGAGGGAUUUUAAGAUGGAGGAUGGGAGAGCGGAGAUUCCCCUCAACGUGACAGUCCAGGGAGAUGUACUGGUGGUGAUCUAUCAUGCCAGAUCUACAUUGGGAGGACGUCUGCAGGCUAAGAUGGCAUCCAUGAAGAUGUUUCAGAUCCAGUUCCACACAGGUUUUGUCCCCAGAAAUGCAACCACUGUCAAGUUUGCCAAGUAUGACUUGGAUGCCUGUGACAUCCAGGAGAAGUACCCAGAUUUGUUCCAGGUCAACUUGGACAUCGAGGUGGAACCCAGGGACAGACCCAGCACCAAGACCCCUCCUUGGGAGGGCUUCCAAACCAAGGGCCUCAACCCCAAAAUCCUUUUCUCCUCUCGUGAUGAACAGCAGGAGAUCCUCAGCAAAUUUGGUAAGCCCGAGCUGCCUCGUCAGCCAGGUUCUUCAGCAUUUUAUGACUCAGAGUCGCCCCAGCCGGCACAGACCCCAGAAGGCUCCAAUGUAACAGAACCAGAAUCUCCUGUGAGCACUGAUAGCAAUGCCAACAACUUCUUCCAGACGCUGGAUUGGGAAGAUGUACGUGGUCCUCACGAUGCCUCAGAAGGUCAAGGAGGGGGAUCCAUGAAUGACCAGGAGGACCUGAGUGAUCAAUCAGAAGGAGAUUCCUACUCGUACUCUGCCCCCAGUGGGGAGCCACUGUCACGUGACACCAGCGAACAGCUGUUUGAUGCUGACUUCCAGACCUCCCCUCCUGCAGCUGAGGAAUCUCCUAUCAGUGACACGGCUGACCUCUUGGGGUUGAACUCUGACCCUCAGCCUCCUUCCGCAUCCUCAGCCUCCUCCUCUGCUCCUCAGCAAGGGCUCCAGGGAGGAAUGAAAGCUGCAUCCAGCAACAGUGACCUCCUCAACGACCUGUUUGCACCCCCUGCUGGUCAGACAGGAGCAGCGCAGGAAGACUUGUUCUUCAGUGGACCAAGCAGUGGGGCCACACCAGACUCAAAACCCAUGAGCGACCUGUUUGAUCCAUUUGGGAUGGGGUCUGGCUCUGGUGUUGGCUCCAGUGUGGGAUCGUCUCGGCAGGCCUCUGGACCGGACCUGUUUGGGGACUUGUUGGGCUCUGAUAGUUCAGCCACCAGCGGGUUCAGCUCAGCUCACAGUAACCCGACUCCCGCUUCCAACACAAGCCUCUUCAACCUCAAUAAGAUAGUGAAUGACACCCCUAAGAUGACAUCAUCAGCCAGCCAUCCAGACCUGCUGGGUGGGUGGGACAGCUGGGCAGCUGGCAGCACUGCUGGCAUGAGCGCCACCACCAGCAAACCCACCUAUACCAACACAGCUUCUGGUGUGUCAUCUAUGUCGAAGGCCAAGUCUCAGACCUUUGAUCCUUUUGCUGACCUGGGAAACCUGGGAUCCAAUUUACCAGGGUCCUCUGGGCCUUCUUUUACCACAAAGGCUCCUUCCUCCUCUGCUAAGCCUCAAGCCCAGCCCUGGCAGUCCGGAAGACCCACCUCAGCCCAGAACAAACCUUGGAUGUCCGGAUCAGGACCUGGGUCAGCACCCAAAGCAUCCUCAGCGUCUCAGCCUGCGGGCACUCAGUCCACCAAACCCAACUACAACCUCAACUUCUCCAGUGUCAUUGGUGGGAGAGAGGAGAGAGGAGUCCGUGGGCCUGGAUUUGGCCCCAAGCCGAAGGUAAAGGAGGAUGAUUUUGAGGACCUGCUGUCCACUCAGGGUUUUGCCUCUAGGCCUGAUAAGAAGGGACCAAGGACCAUCGCUGAAAUGAGGAGACAGGAGAUCACAAAAGACAUCGAUCCACUUAAAUUACAGAUCUUGGACUGGAUUGAAGGGAAGGAGCGAAACAUCCGAGCGCUGCUGUCAACUCUGAACACGGUGCUGUGGGAGGGUGAAACCCGCUGGAAGCCUGUGGGCAUGGCUGACCUGGUGACACCUGAGCAGGUGAAGAAGUACUACAGGAAGGCUGUGCUGAUUGUCCAUCCAGAUAAGGCGACGGGCAAGCCUUAUGAACAAUACGCUAAGAUGAUCUUCAUGGAACUGAACGACGCCUGGUCAGAGUUCGAGAACCAGGGAUCCAAAGCACUCUUCUAAAACCCCAGUCUGGAUCCCAAAUAGACCAGACCAGACCGGACUGGACUGGAUUUGACCUAACCAAAUGUGGGUUAGACGGGGCCAGAUUGGACAGGACUGAGCCCACAUUGGGCCUUUGGGGGCGCAGAGCCUCUGAGAGGUGUCCUCUCUACCAUCCCCUUCACUCCCUUCGUCCUUCUUUACUUUCUUCUGUCUCUACAGUCAAGGAAAAAGACAGUUUGCCUCAUGUCCGACUGUAGUGAAAAUGUCCUCACUGGUUCAUAACGAGCCUGUUAAAUAAACAUUGUGAUAGGUCUUAAACUCACUGCCUACCUGUACGACUGCCUGAGUGGUGCUGCAAACAUCAGGAGGGAGGAAUGGGCGACAAUCACACGAAGAAGAAAAAAUGGAAAAGAAAUCAGAUAAACAAGGACUUUUAAAAUGACGAAGCUGCUCGUCAUGUCAGCAGUGUUCCAUUAAAAAGAUGGACUGACCCUACACUAAUAAAAUGCUGGUGACUUUUGGCUGUGGCUGGUAAGUUUGUCGGUUGUUUCUGGCGCCGUUGCAGACAUCCACUCAUUCAGCUGACUGGUUAAGAAGAUACAGAAACAAAACUGAACAUGGCUGUGAAGUUUUCAGCAUGCCAGUUUGCAAAACGUAAUUUGAAUGUUAAGUUUUUAAGCUUAGUUGCCUCCAAAAAUAUUGCUGAUGAAUCUUAGAACAUACCAACCACUGCGACCAAUGGACAAGAAAAAAACCCUCUGUCGUGUCUCUAAUGCGAACGUGGAUUAAAACCUCCCCAGGAUUUGAAACACAGUAGAUCUGUUGAUAAUACCCAGUAAUACUCUGAAGAGCCACUGCUGCACCUUUUGGGAUCAACGCUUGGUUGGGUUUGCUCUUGAGCCAUUUCCUCUUCAGAAAGAUGAGACUAUUGCCUGCUGAACACUACUUGUGCUGCUUCUACCAUCACAGUUACUGCUACAUACACUCCUCAGAUCGAUGUUAAAACCUGCACCCCAAGCUUCGGACUUCUGACAAAGGAGCUGAACUUGUUCUGGAGCCCCCAUAUAAACCCGAGCGGGCAGUCUGUCAUUUUUUGAAGUGCUCUUUUAAUUCAACCCACUCAGGCUAUACUGUGUAGCUAACUGCAUGCUCCCCCCACACCAAACCUCAAGGUAUGCGUGUGUGUUUGAUUUCAAACCAGGGUAGUCCAAAGGGGCAGGGGGGGCUUUUUUUUUGUUGAAGUGCUCUUUUCUUGUAGCAGAAACAGAUGAGUCUACCUGCCUGAUUACGCUGAGUGGCAGAUUUCAUGCCUUCCCAGCACUGACACAGCUCAUUGCUCUUGAGCACCUCCAUCAUCACUGUCAUUAUUAACCCCUCUCUGUGUCUCUGGAAGCUCCAGCUCCCCCCCUAUUCAGUGGCCAUUUUUUUUGACAUUGUGUAGGAGAUCAAAAAAGUGAAGGAAUGAAAAGAGAAUCUGGUGAUUUAAUCUGGUUUUAAUCUGUCGUGUAUUGUUUGUGUUCAUUCUGAGCUUUGAGCUUAAUCAUCACUUCAGUGUAAAUAUAAAAAUAUCAUCCAUCAAGUGGCUUUGUUGAGAUUACAGCCUGGGCUGUUCAUUACUGAGCUCCAUGUUCAUUGCGUGAAUGGUUUUGUGUUCGUGUGCGUGUUCAUGCUUUCUUGUUUGCAAUCGCAAUCUUUUCUCUUGUGGUUUAAUUUUUUCAGCCUCUCCCACACUUUUUUUUUAUUGAUGUUUUUCUUUUCAAAAACAAUCCUUUCAACUUUUUUUGCUCUUUUUUUCCAUAUAUUUUUUAUUUCACGUUUUACCUCAUGGACCAAUCAAAUCACCUGUUUUCUUAUUUAUUAUAUUGUUUUUUGGGAGGGUUGGGGGUUAUAAAGACAUGUAGUCAUGCACAUUAAUGGCACAAGUGAAAAAUUUCAGAUAAUAUAUAAGUGGAAUGUGCUGAGUGCGAGCGGGACAGUUGUUGAUCACAGUGAGUCUCUUUGUUGCUGUUUUCAUUCCAAAGCAUCUAUUAUUAAUAUGAAUGUGCUUUUACAAAUAUAUAUCCUCCCUGUUGUUAAGUAGUAUGUGUUUAUCAUUUGUUAAGUCUUUUUGUUGUUAGUUUUUUUUCCUCUUAAGGCAGAACUGAAGUUGUUUCUGUUUUGCAUUUUGACAUUUUGUUAAAAGUCCAACACGAGGGGCCAGUAACUGAAGUAAGAAAAAAAUACACAAACUGAUGCUUGAAAUUCAGUUGAAACUCUGACAGUAUGAUCAUAGUAUAACGAGGGGGGAUUGCAAAACCACAUCGGCAGUGUUUACUGUACCAAAUUACAUCAUACUAAUAUGAAUGUAGAUUACAGUGCAAAAACAAAUGAUUAAAAAAUCUUUU
This is a messenger RNA of Chelmon rostratus (copperband butterflyfish), 6504 nucleotides long. It is a transcript of the gene gak, whose product is annotated as cyclin G associated kinase. Bases 209 to 4138 code for a protein of 1309 amino acids. Gene Ontology annotation, biological process: regulation of clathrin-dependent endocytosis; positive regulation of Notch signaling pathway; protein phosphorylation. NCBI's taxonomy places the organism in Eukaryota, Metazoa, Chordata, Actinopteri, Chaetodontiformes, Chaetodontidae. Gene Ontology annotation, molecular function: AP-2 adaptor complex binding; protein serine/threonine kinase activity; ATP binding. The record is from RefSeq and is a predicted model, not a curated record. Gene Ontology annotation, cellular component: cytoplasm. The transcript is spliced from 30 exons.